Molecule: messenger RNA, 935 nt
Organism: Drosophila willistoni
Lineage: Eukaryota; Metazoa; Arthropoda; Insecta; Diptera; Drosophilidae
Exons: 4
Coding region: 45-935 (296 amino acids)
Source: RefSeq, a predicted model, not a curated record
GUUUACUUCUGAAAAUCAAAAAAGAGAAAAACAAAAGUGAAAACAUGUUGACUGUUCAAUUGAUCAUGCAAUCCGGAAAGCCAUUGGUUACGAAGCUCCCAAUCUCAGCUACCGUAUACGAGCUAAAGGCUGACCUUCAAAGCCUUCUCAAUAUUGAGCCGGAAACAUUGGAGAUUUCUGCAUCUGAUGUAACGUGUGCCGAUUCAGAUCUUUUAAUAGAAGUUGCUGGUCUAGGCAAAAACAAACAAAUUAAGCCGGUUGUGUCUUGCUAUGAAGGCAACAAUUUUGUGGGCUUGAUACUAUUUUCCCUUGGGGGCGAGGAUUUCGCCGAUCCAUUAGUCGAUAAUUCGGUGUCAGACUCAAGUAUCGAAGAUAGUGAAUCUUCCGUCAUUGAGCUAUCCUCGGGAUCUAGUGGCGGAUCCGUCCAGCCAUCCACUAUUGAUUGCAAGCGAGGUAUUAAACGAAAAGCCCAAGGACAUGAAAUAACCAUAGAGACUAAACAGAUCAAAUAUGUUCUCGAAUCCAGUGAGGUGAGUCUAGAAAACCACUCGUAUGGAGAUAUGCAGGAGGCGAGCGAUAUGGGAGGCUGCGGAAUAAAGUCCCGACCACGCCCGGUUAAACAUGAAAUCGAAAUGGAACCUGAUGUUAUAAAUGGUCAGCGGCCCCCGUACGUUAACAUUCUCCCAGAGAACAGGCCAAAUGUUCGCUGUUUGGAUUUCAAUGAGGUGACUCCAGACACUGAGUACAAUGGGCGGCUGUACAUUGCAGCGGCCAAUGAGGAUACGAUGGGUGGCGGGCAACGUAUGCUCCAUGGAGACAUAUCAGGUCACCAGUCUCAUAGACUUCCUACACCUGACACCGGCCAGAGUUACAUGGCCAAAGGUCGAGAAGUGUUUCCAAGCAAUUUUCGAGCUUCUGGAACAGCAGAAUGCUGA